AUGCACGUCCUGAGGCACUGGGCCAAAGCCCCAUUACUGCAUUUUAUUGACGAUUUUAAAAUUGAACAAGGGGCUGAUAAGAUUGACAAGGAAGACACAACUCAGGAGCUCACUGGGCAGCAGCCUCUGAACUCUUUGGGUGAUGCAAAGAGCAGUGGGCGGGUUCGGAGCGCUUCUCUGUCCCGGUUCCUUCAGGCCGGGCCGGGCAAGGGCGACCCCCGGAGCUCGGAGCGGCUCCAGCCCAGGGAGCGGCUGCCCGCGGUCUCCUCCUCGCCGCGGAUCCCUGGGGACGAGCCGGUGCCGCAGCAGCGAUGGCUCAUCCGGCUGCUCUCGGUAGCCCGGAGGUGGCUGCGGCUGUGGCAGCGCUCGGUGUCGCCGGGCUCCGAGGCGGCGGGGCAGGGAAUGCGGGGGACAAUGCUGAGCAGCCCGGGGCUGCUGCUUCUUUCUCCUGGGCAGGCGGACUCCGAGGCGCAGCUGUCCUGUCCCCGCAUGCGGCAGCUCCCAGGCGGUGUCAGCGCCUGUCCGGCACGGAGCUGGGCUGCAGCGGCUGCAGAGCCCGAGGGGCCGGGGCUGCGGGCACCGGAGAGCUCCCGCAGGCUGCGCUUGUGUCCGCAGGUGCUGCCGCAGCGUCCGGGCAGCGGGGACAGCGCGGGACUGAGCUGGCAGCGCCUUCCUGAGCCUCGGGCACAAGAAGCCACUUGUGAGCGUGCAGUGAGUGACGAUGUGGACAAUGGAAUCUGCACCUGUUAUGGAAGGCUGCGGGAGCCCCUGUGUCCCUGGUGCACAUCAGCAAGCGGCCAUGGACACAGAAGCAUCCUCAGAAGAUUGCCGGGCAAGGGGUUCAGCUGCCAUCCCGUGCACAUCUUGGUGCUGAUCCUGCUCCUGUCGCUGCUGCUGGCGUUGGCGGUGGCCUUGGCUGUGCAGUCAGCACCACAGGUUCCAGUUCCACCUGCGACUCCGCUCUUGGUUCUGGGCUGUCCCCAUGGCUGGGUUGGAUACAAUGGAGUCUGCUACUACUUCUCAAGGGAUCAGGGCACCUGGGAGCAGGGUCAGGAGCGGUGCUCCGAGCUCGGGGCCUCCCUGGCCAUUCUGAAGGAUGAGGAAAUGGAUUUGUUCUUCCGCCUCCGCGGGAACGUCGAUUACUGGCUCGGGCUGCGCAGACGGGGCGAGCACCUGCAGUGGGGGGACGGCAGCAGCUUCAGCUCCUCGGUUCCUGUCCUUGGCAAUGCCGAGUGUGUGUGCCUGGCUGACGAUAAAUUCUGGAGUGAGAGUUGCUCUAAUCUGCAUCGGUAUCUGUGCAGCAAGACCCGAGCUGCCCUGUAACAGGGGCUGGAGAAAGGAGCUUCUCCACGCUGGGCAGUCCCAGCUUCACCUGUGAGCCCGGCACAGGGCUGUCCUUUCUCAGCUGCACCCUGUGCCUUGCACUUGCUCUCAGGGUCACCUCAGUGCCUGUUCAUCCCCAGUGCCAGCGCUGGGCUGGCUGUUCAAAGGAAAAGUCUCUGCAAUCCAUCCUGCCAGCCAUGCUAGCUGGAGUGAGGGGAUUGCCCUCAUCGCCCAACAAGCUGGAAUGGGAAAUCCAAAUCACCCUGGGCUCUUGGAAAUCAUCACCAAUUGGUCUGAGGGUGAGACUUCUGGACUGUCCUUGGAAGAGGAAGAACAGGUGACCCGGUUUGAGGAAGAAUCCCACUUUUGCCCUCAGGCAACUGACUUGCAGAAUGGUUUCUCUGUCUCUCUGUCUGUCUUUGUUGCAAAGUAUUUGACUGCUCUGCUGUGGCAGGAUAGUCAGGCUGGAGCAGGACAAGGAUUUCUCUCCCUGAGGGAGGAGCAGUGACACGAUGUGACUGUAACCCCCAUCCAUCUGUAUUGGAGUG
This is a messenger RNA of Catharus ustulatus (Swainson's thrush), 1871 nucleotides long. Its product is annotated as killer cell lectin-like receptor subfamily G member 2. Bases 1 to 1323 code for a protein of 440 amino acids. The record is from RefSeq and is a predicted model, not a curated record. Lineage: Eukaryota; Metazoa; Chordata; Aves; Passeriformes; Turdidae. The transcript is spliced from 8 exons.